Molecule: messenger RNA, 2301 nt
Organism: Recurvomyces mirabilis
Lineage: Eukaryota; Fungi; Ascomycota; Dothideomycetes; Mycosphaerellales; Teratosphaeriaceae
Exons: 1
Coding region: 1-2301 (766 amino acids)
Source: RefSeq, a predicted model, not a curated record
AUGGAUGAAAGAACCUUCCAACGCGAACUCAAUCAGCUAAAGUCUCGAGUGACAGAUAUGGCUAUGAAGCAUUCGCCACGUCUUGCCCCAGGUCAUAUCCUUCAAGCUUCGCCAUCUACUGAUCACUUCUCCUCCCAAGUUGAAGACCUGAAGAUGCAUGUCGCUCAGCUCGAGUCUACCAUGAGCCGCUCCCAGCCAUCGCCGGAUUUGACUGGACCUACUUGGGAGGACUUCCACGUGCUCGAAAGCAAACUCCGAGGGUUCACGAUGGAGACUUUGCUCCGCUUCGAAAAUGUCGAGCAUGAUCUGGCAGAGCUUGACGAGAAGACAGAUCGUCUUGAUCCGAAGAGAUUCACGCCGGCUAGUAGCGAUGGGAACUACGAGGAAGGCGUAUCUCUUUUUCCGUCUGAGGCUGACGACGUUCUUGGCUCUGACUCUGCGACCUACAACGAUGCGUUCUCCAGCAAGAUCGCGGCCUCUUCUCCGGCACUCGAACCACUCGACAGUAGCUUCAAGCAGGAGACUAGCGCUCCAGCGUUCGAGGACAUGACGAGCAUCCAGGUCGCUCAAGCAUUCACAAAGUCAAAGCUCGAAGCAGCAAACAUCACGCUCGACAUCCUCCGCCAGUACAAUGCUGCUAACGAUAAGCUGGAUGCCGAAUUUGACAAGGAUGAUCUCAGACUUGUCAAGAACAUCGUCAAGCUGCAUACUAAUCUCGCUCGUGAUCACAGGUGGAAUGCACCGAGGCUUAAGGAGAAUGCGAAUGUAGUACUUCCGUCUGCUUUUGUGGACCCUCUGGCUGGUCUGUUCGAACCAGAACAGCCAGGCGGGGUUAGCCUGCCUCAAGAUCCAAGAGUAUCCUUGCCUAUCACAGAGCUCGAUGCACGUCCUCGACCGGAUUCAUCCCACCCCGCGGCUCCUUUUGGAAUGAGACAUGCAGAAGGUGUGGCUUUUCGAGACCAAGAGAUUUCGCGCCUCGACGACCUACUCCGAGAUGCACAAGAAAAAGCAAGACUGAGCGAGCAGCAGUUCGAUGGGCAGAGACAAGCACUAUUCGACAUGCAAGUCCGCUGCGACGUAAGUCAUGAUCAAAUGAUGGAGCUGAAGAAUGUAUGCAAGGAGAGAGACAUCGAAGUUGCCAGGCUCAAGGCGGACGCUUUGCAAAGAGAUAUACAUUUACAGCAGAUGAACGACUACCUCCAGUCUCGCGACGAGCAACGGGACCGCCAGCUCAGCAACUUUCAGCAAGUUGUGGAUCGGAGCAGGGAGAAGACUGGAAUCAUGGCCUCGCAAGAGCGGCGUAUUGAAAAGCUCCAAAGGAUUCUACAAGACUGUCAGAACGGCAAGGAUGAUGAGAUUGAUCAUAUCCUACACGGGCGGGGUGAGGAAGUUCGGAGGCUACAAGGUUUCUGCGAGCAGAAGGAUGUCGUUGCUCGUAGCCAGGAAGAGAUCAUUGCUCGUGGGGCCAGGCUUAUGCAGCAGCGGGACGAGGAAAUUGAGGCGUUGACACGGAGUAGGAAGGCGAUGGAGGAUGAUAUCAAGGACGAGAGGAGGCAACGUCUGCGUGUGUCGAAAUUGUUGGAGGAGCGGGAUGGCGAGCUAGUCGAGCUGAAAUCAGAGCUGGCGGCACGGGCUGUCGUUGAAGACGGUACGCGACCGCAAGUCGAUGACCGCGAGCAGCCUUCUCCAUUCGGAAUGUCAAUGCGCGCUUUACCCACCGCAGCUCCAAUGUGGUCGCCCCGGCCUAUCCCAGGUAACCGUAGACUGGCCAAUGAGGCACGCAGGGCGUCCGCAUGGGACCAAGGCGAACGACGAGGAGGGAAGCCGAUGUUCGGUGCGCCAAGUCCGUUGAGUACGUGGAGCAAACGGGAUGCCUCGCCGCCGAGACGACGAGUGUCGAGUCCACAUCCGCGAGCUAUCCGGCAUCUGCUGAGCGACGAAGCCGACGAGGCGAGGACACGUGCUCCAAGAGCUUCGGACGACCGUAAGCAGGGUCAUACAUCCACCUCCGCGACAAGGGAGGAACGGGACGCAACGGGCAGCCCUGCAUUUCAUGACGACCGUAUUCUAUCCAGCCGGUCGCGAAACGAACGGCACAGCCUGCCUCUCGAUCGCACAGUGUAUCCCCCACUACCAGUCAAAGUCCAAUCAUUGGCGGACUUGCGUCAGACAGUUGGGCGCGAGAAGACCGAUCACCGCAUAAGCAAGCACCAGUCUAUGCGAGAGCUGAGGAGACGAGCGCUGCAGCCAUAUGUAGAGACAGAGGCGGAGAGUGGUGGAGAGUUCGGGGGAGAAGUAUGA